CUAAAAUGAGCUUUAUUUGUGAGCCGAGCUGGAACGGGAAGAGCCAACUGAAUGUUCGAGGGCGCGUUGGAAAGGUCUCGGCAAGUCAGAUCGGAACGUACCAAACACCACCCCCCGCCUUGCGAAUACCGGUGACGAUUGACAAAAAUGCGCAUUUUUGGCAAGAGCGUCCCGGGAGUGGGGCCAGCUCAAGCUCGACAGUGAGACUGGUCGAUCGCACCCUCGAUUACCUGACUGAGACGUUGGACGGCCUGGCGGUGGUCGAAAGUGUCUUAGGUCUACCGAUCACAUACAAAUAAAGGAGGUUUUUCGUGCGUCGAGCCGGAACGGGAAGAGCCAGCUGAAUGAUCGGGGGCGCGUUGGAAAGGUCUCGGCAAGUCGGAUCGGACCGUACCAAACACCACCCCCCGCCUUGCGAAUACCGGUGACGAUUGACAAAAACGCGCAUUUUUGGCAAGAGCGUCCCGGGAGUGGGGCCAGCUCAAGCUCGACAGUGAGACUGGUCGAUCGCACCCUCGAUUACCUGACUGAGACGUUGGACGGCCUGGCGGUGGUCGAAAGUGUCUUAGGUCUACCGAUCACAUACAAAUAAAGGAGGUUUUUCGUGCGUCGAGCCGGAACGGGAAGAGCCAGCUGAAUGAUCGGGGGCGCGUUGGAAACGUCUCGGCAAGUCGGAUCGGACCGUACCAAACACCACCCCCGCCUUGCGAAUACCGGUGACGAUUGACAAAAACGCGCAUUUUCAGUCAGUGCGUGCCGCGAAUGCGGCCAGCAGAAGCUCGACAGUCAGACGGGUCUAUCGCGCCGCGAUCGAGUCCCGGUUCAGUAGUCAUUCGACCGAGCGCGAGAGUCGACAGUGUCUAAGUCUACCGAUCACACACAGAGAUAUCGAGGAUGAUAAGUACGAGUCGAUGUCCACUAAUGGGGUUCAAGUGCGACGAUGUGUGACAGAGUCUGAGAUCGGUGAAAGGAGGUUGACUUCUUAUACUGUACAACUGAAGGUCAGUAAAGGCACGCAUGGUGUCCGCAAUGUUCAAACACUCGUCAGAUGAAGUGCAUGGAGGACAGAGCAGAUCAGUGGCCGUGGUGGUUCCAGUUAUAUCAUAAGUAUACCGAUCACACAUAGACACAAGUAGGUUAAUCGGGUGCCGAGCGAGAACGGAACGGGCCAGCUCGGGGAUCGAGGGCGCGUUGGAAAGGUCUCGGGCAGUCGGAUCGGACCGUACCAUACACCGACCCCAACCUUCCGAAUACCGGUGACGAUUGGAAAAAAAGCGCAUUUUUGGCAAGAGCGUCCCGGGAGUGGGGCCAGCUCAAGCUCGACAGUGAGACUGGUCGAUAGCACCCUCGAUUACCUGACUGAGACGUUGGACGGCCUGGCGGUGGUCGAAAGUGUCUUAGGUCUACCGAUCACAUAUGGGGGAAAUAGUGGUAAUACAUUAAGUCGACCGAUCACAUAACGUUACGUCGACGAAUUUUUGCCUAUUUGUCUAUCCUUGUGAGCAUUUACCUUAUCACACUUUUUUUUAAUCGCAACUCUUGCUGAUUUCAUGGAUAGGAACCUAUUGCGGACAGUUUGGGAAACUAUUUGCACGAUCAUCCCUUCUUAGCGAUUAAUUGCACAUGGACAAAAAAAUAGAUGAUGCUAGCCUGCCGGUAGUCGGUAACAAAUAAGAAUAUAAGGCCGCGUAUUUCUCGCAAAUACCACCCGACAUACUGGCGAAGUAUUUGCUUAUAGGUAGACAUAUCACUGUGAUCCGUAGAUGCUAAUGAUGUAUUCGAAAAGAGAAGAGCAGAAGGGGAGGCAGAGGAUGAGGGAGGAGGCAGCGGCGUUGCAGGUUGAAGCAGAGAUGGACAGGCGGCAGGAGGAGGCGGAGGUGGGUGUGGCGUUGGCAGGAAGGAGGGGAAGGAAGAUGAGGUGGAGGGCGAGGAGGAGGGCAGCGGCGGAGCAGGGGCAGCAGGGAGAGGCGGUGUUGGUUGGGCAGGAGAAGGACAAGACGGCGGUGGUUGGUGAGGAGAUGACAGGGGCGGAGAAGAAGAAGAAGAGGAGGCGCAGGAGAAGGAAGGGAAAUGGGCAAUCGGUGGAAAUUGAGAAGAUUGAGGGGCAGGCAGAGGAGACGAUGGCGGCGGCGGUGACAGCGGAGGACGGACAGGGGCAGGGAGAGUCAGAGGAGAUGGUGGUCAAGGAGGAGGAGGCGGCGGCGGUGGGCAUGAACAGGCUCAAUCAAACCGAUCCUGCAACAUUUUCAAUUUUGCCGUGUUGGGCUUUCUUUAGGGAUUCUGUAUUUAUCUAUUUUUUGACAGGAGACACGUUGGCCGCGGAGAAGAAGAAGGCGAAGAAGGUGAAAAAGAGGAAGUAUGAAGAGGUGGAACGUGAGGAGAUUGAGGGGCAGGCUGAGGAGACGAAGGAGGUGGUGGAGGAGGAAAGGCCGUUGAGGGACUGGACGACAAUAGAGCUGUUCCAGCAGUCGGGCAGCUUAGCUGGUGAUUUAGCUGGUAAGAGUUUUGUUACUUUUAAGAACCUGCAUGUAUGUAGACUUGUGACACAUAAUAAUUUAAUACGUGAUUGUAAACUUAACCAGAUUAUAGUAAAGGGAUCGGCGUGGACGGUAACUUGCACUUUCCAGUACCGUCCAUGAACAGGCUCAAUCAAACCGAGCCUGCAACAUUUUCAAUUUUGCCGUGUUGGGCUUUCUAUAGGGAUUCUGUAUUUA
Ruditapes philippinarum (Manila clam) is the source of this 2714-nucleotide messenger RNA. RefSeq lists its product as uncharacterized. The transcript is spliced from 4 exons. The coding region runs from base 1764 to 2639 and encodes 291 amino acids. NCBI's taxonomy places the organism in Eukaryota, Metazoa, Mollusca, Bivalvia, Venerida, Veneridae. The record is from RefSeq and is a predicted model, not a curated record.